AUGGCAGACCAACCUGACGAAGCUAUGGAUCUUGCGGAUCAGCCAUUACUUUCAAGGAGUAAACUUCUCACGGAAGCCCAAGAAGCUGCCGCAUCCACAUCUGAAACUCCAUCCACCGAGCCACCAGCAAUCGCUGCUCCCAAAUCAAAGUCACAGAAACAACGUGAGUACAGACAGCGCAUAGCAGCAUCCAGAACUUCUGCACAAGCGACAGCUGCGAGGAAAUCGGAUGCCGAAAGACAGCGCAACCGCAGACUACGCAAAGCUGCUAACUUGGUUCUUGUCAGUGGUUCAUUAGAAUCGACUAUUGCAUCCACUUCUAGUUCAAGGGCUAGAUCAAACGACGUCCAAUCUGGUACUCAACGACGGCUCACACACCAGCAAGGUCGAACUUCUUUACCAGAACCAGCGCGAAUCAUUGUUCAACCAGGGACUUCUUCUGAUCAAAUUGAGGUAGGAAAGGCGCAAUCUACUUGGAACACCAAAUGGGCAUUGUCCAUCAUGAGAUUUAAAUCAACUUUUCUAGACAACGAUUUUGGCUACGCUUGUUCGGUUUGCGACAGACUGUGGUUCAAGAACGACCUUAAACCCAUCACUGCUGCACAGCUUGACGUGAUCUCGGAAUGGUUCAUCAAAGAAAAUCGUCAACUGUGCAGAGAAGAAUAUGAAAUGGUCUGCAACAAUUGUAAACGUACACUGAACAAUAAAUCGAUGCCGCACCUAGCAAAAGUUAAUGGAUUCUCAUAUCCAGACCGACCACCGGGUCUACCACCGUUGGAUCCCAUCAGUGAGCGAUUGAUAUCGCCAUGUCUGCCAUUUAUGCAAGUGCGUCGUCUGCGCCAUGAUUCCUCUUAUGGAAUCAUGGUGCAAGUGAUCAACGUACCAGUAGACGUACAACAAAUGGUAAAAUGUUUGCCGCGACAAUUAAAUGAGGACGACGUCAUUAAUGUUAACAUGGAGCGGAACCUUACCCACAAAUCGGUCUACAUCAGCGAAUACGUGUCCAAAAGUACAAUCAGUGCGUGGCUAACUGUACUGCAGGAGUCUCCAUUAUAUCGUUUUUACGAAAUCAACGUGGAUUUGUCGAGAUUGCAUCCUUCUAUGCCGUUUCUCGAUGACAUACGGGAUGAUCCGUCCAACCGUAUAGAAAAUAUCUCCGCUGAAGACACACCUGAAUCUGAGAUUCUCGCUUCAAGACAACAUACCAUGAUGUGGAAUGAAGAAUUUCAGGCUACACCUCUUAACAACAUUGAUGACCGUCAUGCAGAAGAGUUGUCGUUUCCAUCGAUAUACUUCGGAGAGCCACGUCGAUUCAACAGGAGAGUUCUAGUAACACCUUAUAUGGUAGCGGCCAGUGAAAUACGACGUAGCGACAGACGCGGAGCCACGCCUCAAAAAAUCUUGUACGUUGCAAUGAAAAUAUUGCGACUGCGCCUGGUGGAUGAAAUUAACAGCACGUUUCGCAAUGUUUCGGUGACGGAGAAUGUUACGCAACGUAUGUUUAAGAGAACAGAAUUUCUAAAAGAACAUGCCAUACAAAACCUCGCAUUCAUGAAGACAGUGCCUAACUCCGUCCAAUACUGGGCCUCUCGCAAACGAGACCUCUUUGCAGUGAUUCGUCAACUUGGCAAACCAACCGUUUUCCUCACUAUAAGUGCCGACGAAAUACGCUGGAUAAAACUGCUCACUAUACUUCUCAAACUGAGCAAAAAAUAUCCUGGAAAAACAGCAAAAGAUCUCAACACUUCUGAGCUCUGUACUUUGGUGAGCGACGAUCCUGCUACCUGCUGCAUAUACUUCUACAAGCUCGUUGGUUCCUUGAUGAAAAUGCUAAAAUCCAAACAGUCUCAUAAUCCGUUUGGCAAGUAUUUCGUUAAAGAUUACUUCCUACGUAUUGAGUUCCAGCAUCGAGGAAGUCCACGCGCACAUAUGUUGCUGUGGUUGAACGACGACCCGGGUGAGAUCGUGUCGGAAAAUAUGCCAAGAACCAUCGAUCUCGUGGAAAAAUUAAGCUCGGUUGCUCGAGUUGAUGUGCCAAACAAUUCUAUCUACGCCAAACAGAUACACAAACAUACUUUCACUUGCACAAAGCGAGGCGAGACUUCUUGCAGAUUCGGGACCCCGUACUGGCCUAUGCCCACUACCCGUGUACUGGUUCCGAUGUCUCAAUCUGAUGGAAGCCGCCAAACGCUACAACAGAAGGCCAAGGAGCUGCGUGCCUCUCUCGAUGAACGUAGAUACGCAUGCAUGGAUGAGUUUCUUAAUGCUAAUGGUUUGACUUACGAUUCAUACCUGGACAUUGUGCGUUCAACGUUGCGCAGACCAACUCUAGUCUUCAGACGAAACUUCGACGAACUUAUGACAAACACGUUCAAUCCGUACCUUGCCGGCGAAGUCAACUCUCACAUCGAAAUUCAAUUCAUCUUAGAUGAGUACAGCUGCGCAGAGUAUGUCGCACAGUUUGUAAAUAGAUCAGCCCGUGGAAUGGGUGACCUACGUCGUGAGCUAACCACAAUGAUGCAAGAGCAUCCCGAUCGGGACUACACCGGUCAAUUGGAAGCGUUAAGUAUCAAACUGCUUAACGCAGUUGAGAUGACAGCGCAAGAAGCAGCAUGGUAUCUACUACGAAAACCAAUGAGUGAGGCGAGUCGUCAAAUUGUGUACAUCCCAACUGUGUGGCCGACAGAGAGACAAUGCUGUCGCAAGCGUCGUCAACAAAUGGACCGCGAAGGCAUCGACGGAGACAGCACUGAUGUUUGGACCAAAAACAUAAUACAGCGAUAUGAAGAACGACCUGCAUCUUUAGAACAAGUUUAUUUGGCUGAAUUUGCUUCGUGGUAUGAUAACGCUAAAGACGACGUGCCCGUAGAUGACGAUGAAGAUUCUGAUGCUGUACCUCAAACGAAGACGUCGAGAGCAUCAAAAGAAUACCGCAGACGACAGCUCGGACGAGUCAUACGAUACAGACGCUACGAUAUCGAUGAAACUGACAAUUAUAAACGAGAGAUGGUUCUACUUUACGUACAGUUUCGCAAUGAAAUGACAGAGAUUGUUGAUCAAAAUAAAUUUUUGCAAUUAUUUGACGAUAACAAAGACACGAUCAUGGAACGCCGAAGUCUAUUCGAGACAAAUUUUAACAUUGAAAACGUCGCGGAGGAACUUGAAGCGAAGAUGAUUUUGCAAAAAGAUGGUGCCGUGAACAUCGAUGAUCGAUGA
This is a messenger RNA of Chilo suppressalis (striped riceborer), 3216 nucleotides long. Lineage: Eukaryota; Metazoa; Arthropoda; Insecta; Lepidoptera; Crambidae. The record is from the annotation of a GenBank genome assembly.